Molecule: messenger RNA, 1362 nt
Organism: Pipistrellus nathusii (Nathusius's pipistrelle)
Lineage: Eukaryota; Metazoa; Chordata; Mammalia; Chiroptera; Vespertilionidae
Source: the annotation of a GenBank genome assembly
AUGUCCGGGGUGCACAUGUGGGCCCCAAUGUUUCUGUUCCUGUGGCAGCUGGUAUGGCUGCAGGUCCAGGCAGCUCCAAUUCCGGAGUUGUCAAUGGACUCAAUCAUGCUGACCUCCAUCCCCCUGGGGACCUCCAAGCCCUGGUCUUGGGAUCAGCAAAAUCUUGCAGAGGACUUACCUCCAAACCCUCAGGAGACUUCAGAUCAGCUUCCACUCCAACAAGAAGCAUCAAUUAAGUCUAAGGUGUCCUAUGAGCCGUUGAAGUUUUUGUUAGCCCAUCAACGAGAACUUCAACGAGUCUUGCCCAUUGGGGUUAAAGAUGUGGACCUGGGGGUUUUGAUAACUUCUGAGCCUCCUAAGAAGAUUGCACCAUCUCCUACUAGGAAAGAGUCAACUCAUCAUGCUACAUCACCUCAGGAGUCCCCAGCUAUGUCUACUUCAGAGGCUGGUGCUAUGGGCCUGCAGGCAACAGCAAUUCCUCCAAAGAACCCUGAGGUGGCAUUUCCACCUCAAGAAUCUGUUCAGGCUCAGUGGCCCACCAUUCCACCUGUGGACCUUGGACUCACCAUCACUCCUGAACAUACAUUGGGGGCUGCUGAUACAUCUCUGAAGCAGCCUGCAGUUCAUCCACUAAACCCUGCAAUGACAUUUUCCCUUUCAGAGCCUGUUCAGGCUCAGCAGCCAACAUCUCCACCAUUGGAACUGGAAGUCCCCAUCAUUCCAGAACCUACAUUGGAAGCUGAUGUUACAGCCCUGCAGCCAAUUGAAGCUCCUCCAAAGCACCCUGAGGUGGCAUUUCCACCUCAAGAGCCUGUUCAGGCUCAGCAACCAACCUCUCCACCAUUGGAACUGGGAGUCCCCAUCAAUAUAGAACCUAAUUCUGAGGCUGGUGCUACAGUCCUGCAGCCAACUGCAUCUCCUCCAAAGUACCCUGAGGUGCCACAUCCACCACCAGAGACUAUGCAGGCUCAACAACCAACAUUUCCACCUUUGGACCUGGAGCUCACCAUCACUCCAGAAACAACUUUGGAGGCUGAUGCUACAGCCCUGCAGCAGAAUGAAGCUCCUCCACUGCACCCUGAAGUGACACUUCAACAUCCACAACUUGUUCAGGUUCAGCAGGCAACAUUUUCUGAAGUCAAGGCCACAGUUGUAUCAUUUGACCUUGAAGCUACAAUAACUCUGGAACCAGAGUCAUCAGAGUCAGUUCCUCCAAUGACUCAACAGGUUGCCACAAUGAACAUAUGUGAGCUCUGUUCCUGCAAUAAUGGGACACUGUCUUGUGUUGGUUUUGGCUCAAACAAGAGACUCCAAAGAGUGCCAGAGCCCAGCACCUACAAUGGCUCUUUCAAAGUUUUGUAA